This is a messenger RNA of Schizophyllum commune H4-8, 1713 nucleotides long. RefSeq lists its product as uncharacterized. NCBI's taxonomy places the organism in Eukaryota, Fungi, Basidiomycota, Agaricomycetes, Agaricales, Schizophyllaceae. Bases 1 to 1713 code for a protein of 570 amino acids. The record is from RefSeq and is a predicted model, not a curated record. The transcript has 2 exons.
AUGCAUCGUGCGUUAGCCAUACCCGAGAUCGUCUUCACGAUAUGCAAUGCCUUUGUGGUCGACCAGGGACACGUUGAAGGCCAGGGUCCCUACGUUGUCUCGGAUACUCGCGCAUUGGCGGCCUGCGCACGGACGUCUCGUGCAUUCCAUCUCCCCGCCAUCACGGCCCUCUGGAAGGACAAGUACCUGACCAUCGAGGAUGUUGUCUAUUGCCUGCUUCCCGCGGACGUAUGGCGCGUGGCUGAUAUAGCAAUCACGUACCCUUUCGAUUGUAUAGGGAAUCGCAUGGCGCUGGCUCGCUCCAUCACUGUACAAGACACUGAACGGCUGGUCAAAUAUGCGCCACUCACGAAUGCGCUGGUGUUUGGCGGCGCCUCCAGCUAUAGUCAUCGGUCUCAUGUCAGGGGCUACUCUCGGAACCAGGAGGGACUGCUGGAUCUGUCAGACGAGGGCUAUUAUGCUCUGUCCGUCCUCUUUCCCGAAAACCUCUUUCCGAAUCUGCGCCAUAUCUACUGGAACGACUUGAGCGCCAACCUAGCACACAUACGCUCGUUUCUUGGACCAUCCAUCGUCUCGAUCCAUCUGUACAUUCACAAGUCCCCCUUGUCCAGCCUCUCUAUUGUGCCGCACCUCCCAUUGCGAUGCCCUCACGUGCAAGACUUCCUGUAUAGGCUGGAUGCAUCAGUCGUGUCGCAGCGGCGGUCGCACCAUGAGAAGCUGGUGUUGAAUGCGGUUUCCGCCUGGAACUUGCGCGCCAUCGAGACUUCGAUCAUCAGCGAGCCUGUCCUGUGCCAUCUCAGCCGGUGUCCUUCCAUCCACUCGGUCAAGUACCUUCUGGCCGACCACUCCAGGCAAUGGAAGGCCGCCGGUCUCAGCCAUCCCAACGCAUUCUCUUCCCUCUGCGAGCUCUUCUUGCACCUCAUCCCCAUGAAGUUCGCCAUAGACUUCUUCCAAGGUUGCAGAUUCGACCAUCUUCGGAACGUCUUCGUGCGCGUCAUCAGGCCAGGCCGCGGAGAGUGGCCGUCUCUGUUGCGCGCAUUCCGUGCCGCCCAUCGACAGCCCCAGGUCCUGCUUGAACUCCAGAUAAACGAAUGGACGUCGACGGAGGAGAGCGAUCGCACGCCCCUGUCGGACGCUGACAUGGAGCCUCUUUUCACCUUUCCUUCGAUUGAGAACCUCGUCCUCGAGAGCGCGGGCGGCUUCGACUUGUCCAACGAGACGGUGGAGCGGAUGGCGAUGGCAUGGCCCCACAUGCGCAAUCUGCGGCUGUGGGUCAAGACGCCGCCUACAUGGACGCGCCGCCUCACCAUUGACGCCCUCACCGCCCUCGCCCAUCAUUGUCCUGCACUCGAAACGCUCGAGAUCGACUUCGACGCGACCGGCAUCACGCUCGCGCGCAAUCCACGGCGUCCGCCUCUGCCUCCCUCUCUGAGCAUGAUGAACGUGCAGUGGUCGCCAAUCACGAGCGCACGGGUGGUCGCUGCGUAUCUAUCUGUCAUCUUUCCUCUUCUCGCCGAUGCGUCUAUGGCAGACGAGGCAGAUGAGGAGAUGCAGAAGCGGUGGAAGAGGGUCGGCUCGUCGGUCGCGCUGUUCAGAAAGAUACGGCAGCAGGAGCGAAUGGAUGUCUUGGGAGAGGAGCCUGCGCUGGAGGAUGUGGUCCAGGACGACGAUUUCGAAUCCGUUUCCGAGGAGGAUCCCAUGGACUCAGAUUGA